CAGAGGGCCUGGCCUGACCUCUCUGUCCUCUGGGGAUGCUGGGGCAAGCUGUCACCCUCACAUUGCUCCUGCUCCUCAAGGUGCCUCAGGGCCAAGAAUGCCCAGGUUCAACCAACCGUGUGGUUGGCCUCUCAGGAGUGUCUCUCCAGCUAUGGCCCAAUACCACACAGACAAAGACGGACUCUGUUGAGUGGAGGAUGCAACUGACCUCACAUUCAACAUAUCAGAAGAUACUGAAGUGGGAGAAUGGGUCCAAUUUGAAUUAUGAAUCUUCGACUUUGAAUAAUAUCAACAAUAAAUACAGCUUUAUAAUCGAGAACUUGACUCUUCUAAUCAACGCAGCUCAGCAGCAGGAUAGUGGCCUCUACUGCCUGGAGGUCACCAAUAAGUCUGGAAAAGUCUGGAGAGUCCAGUUCGAGGUUCUUGUAUUUGAUGAAGUUGAGAAACCCCUCCUGCUGGGGCAGGGGAAGGUCCUGGAUGGAGGGAGGUGCCAAGUGUCUCUGUCCUGCUUGGUCUCCAGGGAUAGCAAUGUGAGCUAUGCUUUGUACAGAGGGAGCGAGCUGAUUCGGAUGACAAGGAACCUUACCUACCUGGAAAUUGAUUCUAAUGGCACAUACAUAUUCACCUGCAAUGUCAGCAACCCUGUCAGCUGGAAAAUCCACACCCUCAACCUCACUCAGGGCUGUCAGGAAUUCAGAUUUUGGCCCGUUUUGGUGACCAUUGUGACUCUAAUCAUACUGCUCCUUGUUGGCACCCUGGCCUGCUUCUGUGUGUGGAAGAGGAAGAGGAAGCAGCCACAGACCAGCCCUGAGGAAUUUCUGACAAUUUAUGAAGAUGUCAAGGACCCGCGCACUCAGAGAAAUCAAGGACAGAAGCCAAAGCAGAAUUCUCCUGGAGAAGGGAGCACCAUCUACUCUACGGUCCAGUCCCAGUCUUCUGCUUCCACAUCACAAGAAAUUGCAAAUACGUUAUAUUCGUUAAUACAGCCUUCCAGGAAGUCUGGAUCCAAGAAGAGAAAUCAUAGCCCAUCCUUCAGUAGCACUGUCUAUGAAGAGGUUGGAAAGAGACAACCCAAAGCCCAGGACCCCGCUCAAUUGAGCCGCAAGGAGCUGGAGAGCUUUAGUGUUUAUUCCUAGUUGCUGCGGCUGUUCUCGCCUCUCUUUCACGAUAGCGUCUGCUUUGGGAAUCAGCAUGAUGGAUGAUGUCACAUGAGUCUCUAUAGGACACAUUCUAUUCUGGAGAGG
This is a messenger RNA of Propithecus coquereli (Coquerel's sifaka), 1244 nucleotides long. RefSeq names its product CD244 molecule, natural killer cell receptor 2B4 (gene CD244). Lineage: Eukaryota; Metazoa; Chordata; Mammalia; Primates; Indriidae. Gene Ontology annotation, molecular function: MHC class I protein binding. The transcript is spliced from 9 exons. Gene Ontology annotation, biological process: natural killer cell activation involved in immune response. The record is from RefSeq and is a predicted model, not a curated record. Gene Ontology annotation, cellular component: external side of plasma membrane. Bases 36 to 1136 code for a protein of 366 amino acids.